ACGCGACGACGCCCUUCUCUCUCUCUCCCUCUAUUUCUCCCCAUCUCCUCCCCGAUCCACCCGUCUCCUCCAAACCCUAACCCGGCUAGAUCUCCACCAGCGCCGCCGCCGCCUCCGGCGAGGCCACCUCGCAGAUCUCCCCACGAUGGCGUUCGGCCGCAUCCUCUCCGCCGCAGUGCGCCGACGCUCCGCCUCCGCCGCCGCGGCGGCGGCGGCGGCCGGGAAUGCGCGCGAGGCAUCCACCGCCGUCGCCGCGGCCCCCGGCGUCAUCGCCCCCGACGCGACCCCCGUGCGCCCCCCCGUGAUGAUGUACGACCGCAUCGCCGAGGCCGUCAACGCCAGGCUCCGGCGGCUCGAGCACCCGGACCCCCGCUUCCUCCGCUACGCCAGCCCCGUGCCCGCCCACGCCGACCACACGGCCAUCCUCGCGGCGCCGGAGACCCGCGUCACGACGCUCCCCAACGGGCUGCGCGUCGCCACGGAGUCCUCGCUCGCCGCGCGCACCGCCACCGUCGGCGUGUGGAUCGACGCCGGGAGUCGGUACGAGACGGAGGAGGCGGCCGGGGUCGCCCACUUUGUCGAGCACAUGCUGUUCAAGGGCACGGGUAAGCGCGACGCUGCACAACUCGAGCAGGAGAUCGAGAACAUCGGCGGCCACCUCAACGCAUACACGUCGCGGGAGCAGACGACCUACUAUGCCAAAAUUCUCGACAAGGACGUGCCACGCGCACUUGAAAUUCUCGCGGACAUUCUGCAGGGUUCAAAACUGGAAGAGUCCCGAAUUGAACGUGAGCGCGAUGUUAUUCUGCGAGAGAUGGAAGAGGUUGAGGGACAACAUGAGGAAGUCAUAUUCGAUCAUCUCCAUGCAACUGCAUUCCAGUACACUUCUCUUGGCAGACCGAUAUUGGGUUCUGCUGAUAACGUCAGAUCAAUCACCAAAGAGGACCUUCAGAAAUAUAUUGAAACACACUAUACAGCUCCUAGAAUGGUUAUCACUGCUGCUGGUGCUGUUAAGCAUGAUGAUAUUGUACAGAUGGCAACAAAGUUAUUCAAUGAACUACCAACUGACCCUACAACAACUGGCAUGUUGGUUGCUAAGCAACCAGCCUGCUUUACUGGUUCUGAGGUCCGUAUCAUUGAUGAUGACAUGCCCCUUGCUCAAUUUGCCGUUGCCUUUAAUGGAGCAUCAUGGGUAGAUCCUGAUUCUAUUGCCUUGAUGGUCAUGCAAUCCAUGCUUGGGUCAUGGAACAAAAGUGCUGGAGGAGGGAAACACAUGGGUUCAGAGCUUGUACAACGGGUAGCGAUCAAUGACAUUGCUGAGAGUAUAAUGGCAUUCAAUACAAAUUACAAGGACACUGGCCUCUUUGGUGUCUAUGCUGUUGCUAAGCCUGACUGCUUGGAUGAUUUGGCUUUUGCAAUCAUGCAAGAGAUUAGCAAACUGUCAUACCGGGUUACUGAGGAAGAUGUUAUCCGUGCACGUAAUCAGCUAAAAUCUUCUAUCCAACUCCACCUUGAUGGUUCCACUGCUGUUGUUGAGGAUAUUGGCCGCCAGUUACUCAUCUAUGGUCGAAGAAUUCCUAUUCCUGAGCUUUUUGCAAGAAUAGAUGCAGUUGACGCAAGCACUGUCAAGCGAGUUGCCAAUCGUUUCAUUUUUGACCAGGAUAUUGCUAUUGCUGCAAUGGGACCCAUUCAGGGUCUUCCGGACUACAACUGGUUCAGGCGCCGGACCUACAUGCUCCGUUACUAGACUUUUCAACCGAUGUAUCAUGUUUACAUUCUACAAAGGCAAGAUAAUUGCCUCUUUUGGCAUCAGUAUAUUAUGGCCUCGUCAACGCACAUAUUUGUGUGCGACGUGGAGGAAAUUUUUUUGAGUACCCCUUCCCUUUUCUUUGUUCAAAACCAGCAAAGUUGUCAAUAAUGAUAGGCAAAUUCAACUGAUUUGGCUUACUUGGGUAUCCACCUGGUGUUUCUAAGAUGAAUCGUAACCCCAACUUUUCUAUCUUUUGUUGGAAGAUUGCUUUCCUUCUCUUCGAAUAAUUUGAUGGAGCGGCUUGUGUAAAGAUGAUA
Molecule: messenger RNA, 2067 nt
Organism: Oryza brachyantha (malo sina)
Lineage: Eukaryota; Viridiplantae; Streptophyta; Magnoliopsida; Poales; Poaceae
Product: probable mitochondrial-processing peptidase subunit beta, mitochondrial
Exons: 9
Coding region: 146-1747 (533 amino acids)
Biological process (GO): proteolysis
Cellular component (GO): mitochondrion
Molecular function (GO): metalloendopeptidase activity; metal ion binding
Source: RefSeq, a predicted model, not a curated record